Molecule: messenger RNA, 1740 nt
Organism: Cladocopium goreaui
Lineage: Eukaryota; Dinophyceae; Suessiales; Symbiodiniaceae
Source: the annotation of a GenBank genome assembly
AUGUCUGCUGAAAAGCAGCUGGACGCUGCACAUCCCUGGCUUCCUACGCAGAAGUCAGGGAGAGCCUUGCAGGAAGAAUUGUGGUCCAAUGCCCAAGUGGCAACCUUUCGUGAGAUCGUGGCACUGAAGGCAAGGCCUGUGGAGGCAGACAACAGCAAAGCGUCGACGCAAGAUUUUACCUUGCUUCCGUCCUAUCUUACCGAUGAGCUGGGGCAGGACAUUGGCAAUCCAGCCGUGGAUUCAGAUCGGUUGUUGUAUAGGCUGUGUCAGCAUGCUGCGAAGAUGUCAUUACGAAAUGCAUCGGAAGCAACGAAAGCAACCUUGGUGGUCAUGUCAAAAUGGAUCACCUGCAACCGCGGUCUGACACCAAAGGAGCAGUAUGAGUUAUACUGUCGUCAGAAGCCGUUGGUGACGAAGUACUUGGUGAGUGUCUCCUGUGGCAAGUACCUCGUAGAUUUGCCGUUGGAUUCGCAGGAGUUGGACGAAGGCAUUCGGACGCGCGUGUUUCCUACGGGGAAGCCACAGUGUGCCAUGGCACAGGAAAUUCGUGACUAUGUAUGUCAUAUGCCUUUGCGGAAGGAUAAUCGUCUUUUGGUCGGUGACACCCAAGCGGUGUCAGCUACCAGGGUUUCUGGCGGAGGCGGGAUGGCUGUGGAAGAUUUUUGUAAAGCUUUGGAAGCAUGUAGUAAAACGUUGCAACCGCACCAUCAGACGAUGCAAUCGUGCCAUGUAAAUUCUUCGAACGCAAAUGGAACGACAAGUGGACAAGGGCAGGCAUCUCUCUUGGCUAUUUGCGAUCUCCCAAGGGCGGAGGAGGCAGUCACGCUCCCCAAGCACGAAGAACCUUCACAGUCCCAACCGCUUACCAUGACAGUGGAGGAUCAGUUAGCAGCAUUGCGGCAGGAAUUGCCGCCGUCAGCGGGACUCAAGCGGCCCGCAGCAUCCUUGCCAAGCGCGAGGGUUCCGAAGGCGAAGGGAAGGCCACGCGCCCAGCCCGGCCAUGCGCCGAGCAAGGAACGAGCUGUGAAAAAGGUUUUGAAGAGACCAGCGGCUGCAAAGGCAGCUGCGGUUGGCACCUCUACUCCAGCUCUGUCACGCGCAGAGCGGCGAGAGCGGUUGAUGGCGCUCGUGCCACGAGCCAAGCGGCAGGAGUACAAGGGUGAUCUGCAGGGUGUUUGGCUCGAGUUUGUUUGGGUCGUGUGUGGGCCGGCUGGAAGGGGAGACCUCAUGGCGCCGAAGAAGGACGGCAAGGAAGAGAAAGACGACUCGGAUGAGUACACGUACUUGACCGAGGAGGAAGAGGAAGAGCCGGAACCAAUGCCGUCCACCAAGGCGGCGGAGGUGGUCUCACCGAAUGAAAAGGCCGCGGUUGCAGCUGUGCGCAGCUACGAGGCGCGGGCAGCGAAGGAUGAGCCGUCAAGCAGUGAUGACCGUGGGCCACGUGCUCGUGAUCGUCGCUCCCCAAGUCCGGCGCGCCGUGAACGGCGCGAUCGGCCCCCGCCAGUGGAGCCGCGCAGGUCGCGUGUGCCGGAUCGGGAGACGCGUGACACUCGAGAGGCGGCGCCUUUUCCAUCCUUGCCAACUCCUGCGCCAGGUUUGCCACCGCCACCUCCUCCGGAUUCCCUACGGGGGAAUUGGACGACCAAGGGUCGUAAGCAGCGGUGCCCGCAUUGCUGGCAAAAGGUGGGCUCGCGCGGGAGGUUCCACUUCCGGCAUGUCUCAACAUAUGUACUGGAAUGA